UUUCGGCGCUAUCCUUCAAACUCCGUUCUCCAAGAACCGGCUGCAACUUUGGCUUACGGCCACUCGCGGCAGUAGAUUAGCCGCCGCCGCCGCCGCCGCUUCUCGCUCCUGUUUUCUUGGGAGUUUCAGGUGCGAAACCGCGAUCGCUGUCAUUAUUUUCUUGAUUAUAAUCUUACUGUGGCAACACAACAUGUGCUCUGUCCUGAUGGAGAACUAUGUGGCUGCCAUGGUGUUGAGUGCAGCUGGAGAUGCCCUAGGCUUUUGUAAUGCAAAAUGGGAAUUCCAACGCAGUGGUGAAAAAAUUCACAACGAAGUAGCCAAAAUGGGUGGCGUGGACCAUCUUAAUAUAAAAGGUUGGAAGGUCAGUGAUGACACCAUUAUGCACUUAGCUACUGCUGAAGCCUUGGCUGCUGCUGGCAAAAACCCAGAGUUAUUCCACUUGUACAAACUCCUUGCAACAAACUACAGAGAUUGCAUGAGUGACAUGGAUGGACGAGCUCCAGGUGAUACCUGCAUGCAUUAUGCUAUGAAUUUGGAUCCAGAUAACUCAGAUAGCUGGAUACCUAAUUUCUGUAAAAGGGGAGGAGGAUGUGGAGCUGCUAUGAGGUCGAUGUGCAUUGGACUAAGAUUUUGUCAACCAGAAGACCUGGAAAAAUUAAUUGCAGUCAGUGUUGAGAGUGGACGAAUGACUCACCAUCAUCCUACUGGUUAUCUUGGAUCCCUUGCAUCUGCUCUUUUUACUUCUUAUGCGGUGAAUCACAAACCACCACAGGAAUGGGGAAGAGGGCUAAUGGAGGUGAUCCCUAAAGCAAAGGCCUAUAUCCAAAAGUCUGGCUGCUUUGUAGAUAAAAAUUUGGAGCACUGGAACUACUUUGAAGACCAGUGGAAGAGAUACCUGGAAAUCAGAGGCAUCUCAGAUGGAAACUCUCCUCCUUCCUUCCCUAAAACAUUUGGUGUGAAAGAGAGAGAUGAAUUCUACACUUCCUUGAGUUUCUCAGGGUGGGGAGGUAGUAGUGGCCAUGAUGCGCCCAUGAUUGCCUAUGAUGCUUUCCUGGGUUCUGAGAAUUGGACUGAGUUGGCUCUGCGGGGUUUCUUUCAUGGCGGGGACAGUGACUCCACUGGGGCGAUUGCUGCAUGCUGGUGGGGAGCAAUGUAUGGCUUCAAAGGGGUUAGUGAAAAAAACUAUAAAAACAUUGAAUACAGAGACCGACUGGAAAAAGUAGCUAAGGAACUCUAUCAUCUCAGUUUGACUACCUAAAAGUCCUACUGCUGGAGAUGAAGUAACUGUUAAAAUUCAGCAAAACAAAAUAUUUACCUAUAAACUAUAACUAUGAAUAGUGCAUACAUAUAGUGAUUUAAAUUAGGCAGUAAAUACUACUGAAAAAUCUACCACCAUCUGUCCCUAAAAUGUUAAAAAAUUAAGAAUUUAUUUGAGUAUAAUAUAAAAUUUAGCUGGAAGGGGGAGAGGAGAACAGCCCAGUUGCAGCUAGAGGACUAAUGGCUGUUUCUGGUCAUCCAAAACUACAAUCCAAAAAGUAAAGCUGGAGCAGGGACAAUGUUUAUCUGCCUACACACUCCCUAGAAAGCCUAAUGCACGUUAUCAAAAAGUUUCCCUUGUUUCAGAUCCUUCUGCUACAUUUCUAAAUACAAAACACAGAAGAUUAGAGGUCCCAACUAACUGUACAAAUAAAAUGAAAUGUAUCUUCUCAUCCAUUAUUUCAAAUUGAUGUCAUUAAUAUAAGCAAUUCAAGUCCUGCC
Protobothrops mucrosquamatus (brown spotted pit viper) is the source of this 1758-nucleotide messenger RNA. RefSeq names its product ADP-ribosylarginine hydrolase (gene ADPRH). Lineage: Eukaryota; Metazoa; Chordata; Lepidosauria; Squamata; Viperidae. Bases 191 to 1258 code for a protein of 355 amino acids. Gene Ontology annotation, biological process: protein de-ADP-ribosylation. The record is from RefSeq and is a predicted model, not a curated record. The transcript is spliced from 4 exons. Gene Ontology annotation, molecular function: magnesium ion binding; ADP-ribosylarginine-[protein] hydrolase activity.